Messenger RNA from Wyeomyia smithii (pitcher-plant mosquito), 4456 nucleotides. RefSeq names its product transmembrane channel-like protein. The record is from RefSeq and is a predicted model, not a curated record. Lineage: Eukaryota; Metazoa; Arthropoda; Insecta; Diptera; Culicidae. Gene Ontology annotation, molecular function: mechanosensitive monoatomic ion channel activity. The transcript has 12 exons. The coding region runs from base 35 to 3841 and encodes 1268 amino acids. Gene Ontology annotation, cellular component: plasma membrane.
AAGACGCAAACAGGUAGAACAAGAAUUUCCGAAAAUGAGUGAUAAUAGUUCUCAGCCUGGCAGGAUCAAACGGAAACCGUCGGGGAUUUUGAAACAGGACACACUCAAAACCCGCAGUUUGUCAGGCUCGUCUUCGAUUGGUUGUGAAACAACGGCCGCUCAUAAAAACGAGUUUUCACCGCCCUCAUCGGUGUCCCAGCUAUCCGUCACAUGGGCUUUUCAAUUGGACGGCAAUCGUAGAAACAGCGGAGUGGACUUGCGAAACAACGUCAGCGAUGAUGAAGUAUUCGAUGAAAAAAUAUUGACAACCAUGAAAUCUCCCGAAAGUCUACUGUCCAGUGAAAUUCAGACCUCACAACACGACGAUGAUGAUUAUUCGGCAAGUAUCAACGCAAUCUUGAAACGCAAGGCUAGUGUCAAGAAGAAGCGGGUGCCCCGAAACCUUCGCCGGUCAUCGAGCCUGACGAAUCAAGCUAUGGGAAGUGGUGAACGGAGACGCUCCAGUGUGUACACCAGCAGCUCUGGGGAGACGGCAAUUACGCUCGAGGAAGCCCGAGAAGAGUCUACACAGGAUAAAAUUUUCGAGAAUAUUCGUCUUCACAAGGAGGUUCUAAGGUCGGUUAAGCUUGAACCAUGGAGUAUGAAGCGGAAAUUGAAGCUAGUGAAACAGGCUAAAAGUUACAUCUCAAAACAUGAAGGCGUCCUGCAGGAACAUUUCUCUUCACGAACGGCGAAGAGUUUGCUCACUCAGUUCAACAUAUUCCUGGGAACGAAAUGGCGCCAAAUACUGAGAGAGAUGACCAAUCUUUCGACCUAUUUGAUCCCGUGGGAAUCCCGGGUCAAGGAAAUCGAGUCCCAUUUCGGUUCGGUGGUAGCGUCCUAUUUCACCUUUCUCCGGUGGUUGUUUUGGGUGAACAUUGUAAUUUCGUUUCUGCUUAUCGUGUUCGUAAUGAUGCCCGAGGAAAUUUAUAACGAUUCCGAGAAAGCGCAGUGCGACAUCCGGAAGACGAUGUCCCGCCAGGAAAAGGAGAUAUCGUCGAACUUUAGCACGAUUUGGGAGUUUGAGGGACGCUUGAAGUAUUCGUCGUUGUUUUACGGGUACUAUUCUACGUUUUCCGGAGCGAUCGCACGAGGAUAUAAUCUACCAUUGGCAUAUUUUUUAACUGGUUUGAUGGUAUACAUAUACAGUUUUGUAGCAACGCUUAAAAAAAUGGCGAAAAACUCCCGAAUGUCAAAACUUUCCUCCAAAGAUGAUGAUUACGUUUUCUCCUGGAAGCUUUUCACCGGUUGGGACUAUAUGAUAGGACAUACGGAGACAUCCCAGAAUAGGAUGGCCUCGAUUAUUCUAGGUUUCAAGGAAGCACUGCUUGAAGAAGCGGAAAAGAAAAAGGACACCAGGAAUUGGCGAAUAAUACUUUUGCGAAUAGCGGUCAACUUUGUUAUUUUAGGCCUGUUAGCAAUAUCGGCCUUCGCCGUUGUUCGAGUGGUUCAACGAUCGAUGGACAUCGAUGAAUCUGAUUCGUGGUGGACACGGAAUGAAAUCACGAUAGUCAUGUCACUGAUAACAUUUUUCUUCCCCAUGUUUUUCGAGGCACUAGGUUUGCUAGAAUACUACCAUCCAAGAAAGCAACUCAGAAUCCAACUUGCCCGAAUUAUGGUGCUGAAUCUUCUCAAUUUGUACUCGCUGAUAUUCGCUCUUUUCGAUAAAAUCACCCACAUGACGGACGAGUUGAGAAAAAUGAAACCUUCCAAUUUCACCUACGAUACACAGUGCUUCCUGUCAAACAUAAAUCGGUCAUUUGGUUCGCCUGUGACGACAUCAAGUGUGAUUUUUGACAAACCAAUGUCGCAACCACUGAUCCAGGAUUUGUUCUACAACCUUUCGGAUAAUUGUUACAAAGUUUUCGUAGACUGCGUCACCCCAAACACGCUGAGCACAACUUUGCUAGCAACCCUACUCGUGACUAACCAAUCUGUCACUCAAAUGUCAAGUGGAACAACCGAGGGUUUGACAACCCUAAGUAUGCUUUACGACUCGAUGUCGUCAACAACCGAUUAUACUUCCUCUUCCACCAUUACUGGAUUAGAGGAGAAACCAGCCGAUGAAUACGACUUUGACUAUGACGAAGAAGAUGCUGCCUAUUAUCUGGAGCAGCGAAUGCGUAAUUUACCAUCCGUUCAAUUUGAGGGAGUGCCUAUUAAUAAGAGAGAAAUCAACGCCAGCUUUGAUCUGAUGGAAAUUGUCAAUUACACUACCUUCGAUGAUUAUAACGUUACCGAAACUACAGUCCAAGAAUCGCUAGCCGAUUUUAUCACUCAAUCGCUACAACUAAAUCAUUAUGACGCGGUAAAUUACGAUGUAGCACCAGAGCUCACCGAACCACAACCGUCGGAUGCUGCGGUCUUCGAAACAUCCGAUCGUAGUACGAGCGAUCAUGAUGAACCAAAAUGUUAUCAAUGGGUUUGCAUAGAGGAUUCAAACCCAACCACGACGCGGUUCGAUUUUGGGGAUAGUGAGUUUCCGACCGAGUCAGUAAUGACGACUCCGGAGGUUUUUGUGGUUGACACUACCAGUCACAUUUCUGUGUUUUCCAGCACGGAGCGACCUCACGUGGGUGCUCAGGAAAGUAAAUUCAGAAACGCAGACAUUCGCACUCUGUGCUGGGAAACCAUGUUCGGGCAAGAGCUGGCGAAAUUAACGAUUAUGGAUUUGAUUGUUACAAUUUUUUCGACUAUGAUCUUGGAUUUUCUAAGAGCAUUAUUUGUACGAUUCAUGAACAACUGUUGGUGCUGGGAUUUGGAGAAAACUUACCCGAAGUACGGAGAUUUUAAAAUAGCAGAGAAUAUUUUGCACCUAGUGAACAACCAAGGCAUGGUCUGGAUGGGAAUGUUUUUCUCGCCCGGACUGGCAGUGAUUAACAUUUUCAAACUAGUCAUAAUCAUGUAUCUUCGGUCGUGGACGGUUCUCACGUGUAACGUGCCUCACGAGGUGGUCUUUAGGGCUUCCCGAUCGAACAAUUUUUACUUUGCGCUCCUGCUCACCAUGCUCUUCCUGUGUGUUCUUCCUGUCAGUUAUGCAAUAGUAUUUUUGGAACCAUCCUGGCACUGUGGACCGUUUUCACAUUCGAACCGAAUUUACCAUCUAUUAACAAACGCAACCGAUAAAAUCGUCCCAGAUAUCAUCACCCGUUACAUAGUUUCCCCUGCAGCCGUUAUUCCACUGGUCGUCCUGUUGAUCCUAAUAAUAUACUAUUUAAUUUCCCUGACCGGUUCCCUGCGGGAAGCCAAUCAAGACUUGAAGCUGCAGCUCAGGAAAGAGCGCACAGAAGAACGGCGAAAAAUGUUCAAAAUCGCCACGAACCAACAUUGUCAAUCGAAUGAGGGAGCAAACGGGUUAUCCAGCUCGUGGCACAAAGUCCUGGACUCAACACAGCUUAAACUGCAACCGUCGUCGAACGAAAACAACGUAGGUGAUGGCAGCGGGAAUAAGCACCGCGAGCUGAUGCAACGAAUGAUGAAAAAAGUUCUUCAGAAGGAGAAAACUGCGUCAGACAGUCUGGAGCCAGAGGCUCAGAAGGAGAAUACUUUAUUCACAGAAAUCAGCGAAAGAGAAAACGGGAAGGCUGUGCCUUCCAAGCGCUUGUCAGCGAAAGAAUCUAAACCGAAAAAGGACAUUUUUCUUGGAUUGAAUAACGAGAAUGCUGCUGUAGAUCAAAAUCGUAAAACCUCGAAAUGGGUGGAGAACAUCCCAGUGAUUACCAUCAGCAAAACCUCUAGUGACGAGUGUAUUCUCGACUCGGACGUGGAGGAAGCAUCGGAUAAUGCAAAUAUUGAAUCUUAAAAAUAAUUGUUUGGUCGAUGUGGUGUUUAGCGUGUACUAGUGUUUUUAAAAAUAAACAUGUUAGGAGUCUACCAUUUGAAACACGUUUAUCAUUGAAACACUUCACUUAGAGAACUGAGUAAAGUUUGAUGAAAGCACCAUAUACCAUUAAUGUAAUACUGAUAAUUCGCCAGAAACUCACAAUAGAUUGAGUUCCAAAGCUAACUUUUAACCUUGUGCAACAAACCGAAUUAAAAUCGGUCGAACGAGAAUCAAAUGAGAGCAAAAUAAGUGAUAUAUCCCCAAAAAAGCCCUUGCGGAACAGAUUGUAUGGGGCUUCACUAAUAAAAAAAUCACAAGAAGGUUGUAUGCAAAGCCACGACCGCAAGGUUGAAGUAGAAUACUUUUACAAGAAAGAUAACCUGGCUGCUUGCGUGUCAGUCAUUUUUUCUAGUAAAUAAACGUUGACCGUUCAUUGGCAGUAUUGUAAUUUCUUUUUGUCUGAUAUUUCGAAUGAAGUUCAUUGGAUAUUUUUAAAUUGUGUGCAAAUGAGAAGUUGAAGUGCUGCCGAAUUGUAAUAUGCACAUUUAAUACGACAUCAUUAAACGGGAACGGAACAAAGGCUACGGUUAUGCA